CUCUCCAAUUCUCUUCCCCUCUUCUGUUCUUUGCUUUUCACCGUAGGGGGGCUUGUGGGCGCCUUGAACCAUAGAUUUAAUUUAGACUGGUGAUGAUCUCGUCUGGAUCGUUCUCAGAAAUUGAAAGCUGUCGCUCCAUUGGUUUCUAGUUUCAAAAUUAUCGGUAGUCAGUUUGAUACCUGACUCUUUGUUCUCCCCGACAGGGCUGUGCUAGGAGGACCAUAUGCAAACUUCCGUGUCGCGCCCAGUUCCAGAGGCAGGAUGUUGGAACUGUCAGAACAUGCUGUUGGGAGGCCAGGCAGACAGAAGAAUAUCCCGGUGUUUAAGAGGUUCCGUUUCACAAAGUAACGUUGCACACAUGUUACUUUGUCCUAAGGGAGACGAGAGUUAGGGCCAUCAUUCCCUAAGAGGAAACCGCGAUCUCAGUAAGUCAAUCCGGCCAAUCGCCAUGGACGAUGAUAUUCCACGGUUUCUCUCCCUCUAUUUGGGAGUUCUUUCUCUCCUCUUGUUAAACGAGAUACAUCUCGUUGGCUGCGAUAGUACCAACAGCCAGCUUGUUCGUCCUGGAUCAAAGAUCGGACACCUGCCGACUACGUUUGCAUGUAUUCAUCUGAGGAGCCUACUGGGCCGGUCCAUGGUGCCCUCAUCAAACAAAUUCUGGAUGGAGCAGUCAAAGCAUUAUCAGUACUUUUGCGACUGUCAUCCAGGAUCCACCAGUCCAUCCAGUCCAGGAACUCAGGGUCAAGAAGAAGCCCUGGCAAACGAAGCAACCCAUGAGGAUUACACUAAUGUCUCGGAACCCUGGGGCUUCCGCGCCUUAGUUUAUGAGAUAAGAAUGGACAUCCGCGCAGACAUAAUGAGCCGCUCGACCAAUGCCCCUAUACGAAUUUGCGUCAAACUGUGCGUGGCCCUUGAGUCGAAUAGUUCUCUUAUCGCCCCAACAAGCCGAAAUAAGGGAAACGAUAAACCACCGAGAAGCCAAGAGAAACAAGGGUAG
This is a messenger RNA of Aspergillus ochraceoroseus IBT 24754, 997 nucleotides long. RefSeq lists its product as uncharacterized. The coding region runs from base 449 to 997 and encodes 182 amino acids. NCBI's taxonomy places the organism in Eukaryota, Fungi, Ascomycota, Eurotiomycetes, Eurotiales, Aspergillaceae. The record is from RefSeq and is a predicted model, not a curated record. The transcript is spliced from 4 exons.